GUCACAGGAGAUCGGGGAAUUGUGACACGACCUGUACGAUUGGCACUUCAGUUUGAUUGAAGAUGGACCGACUAAUGUGGGUUUUAGUCUUGACUACGCUCAUGUGGACCACAGCCCAAGGAAUUUACGUGGACAAUGGGAAUCCAUAUGACAACGGAACCCUGGAGGUGAUGACGUUAACUAUCAGCCAACAUGACGCUCCACUGCUCACCAAAGUCUACUACCCUAAGAAGAUCGACACCUAUGCAGUUUUGUUCUUCACGGGUGGUUUACUAGGCUACAUACCCGUAGAGAGUUACAGCAUUGUGUUAAAGGCUAUUGCCAGCCACGGGUUUGUGGUUGUCGGGGUGGACUACUUACCUUUUUCCACGGUACCAUCGACAUACGAGAGGGACAGGGACCAGAGGAAAGUAGGUGACCAGACCAAGAAAUACCUGGAGGAACUACAGUGGGUAACACAGCACCUGGAGGAGAGAAUCGCCAGGCAGCUGAACCAAACCGGACUGGUGCCGGCAUUCGACCACCUCGGGAUUAGCUGCCACUCAGCGGGAUGUGACCCUAUUGCGGACAUGACCUUCCAGAAUCACACGUUUUCAAAGGCUGCCCUGUUCCUAGAACCGUUCAGCUACCACUUUAAGACCCCGGUGACGUUCAGAAUGCCUGCUCUCAUGUACGGCACGGAGUUAUCGACCCAGAAGCCCGAGUGCAUCUACGUUGGUGAGGGGUACAACCACUUCUACGAUUUCUGGCAAUGUCCGAAAAUCGUAAUGAAUGUCAAGAGUCAUGGCCAUUGUGAGAUCUUGGAUCCUCCUACGUUCGAAGGUAAGUAA
This is a messenger RNA of Branchiostoma floridae (Florida lancelet), 830 nucleotides long. RefSeq lists its product as uncharacterized. Bases 63 to 830 code for a protein of 255 amino acids. The transcript is spliced from 6 exons. Lineage: Eukaryota; Metazoa; Chordata; Leptocardii; Amphioxiformes; Branchiostomatidae. The record is from RefSeq and is a predicted model, not a curated record.